This is a messenger RNA of Malania oleifera, 1634 nucleotides long. RefSeq lists its product as uncharacterized. Lineage: Eukaryota; Viridiplantae; Streptophyta; Magnoliopsida; Santalales; Ximeniaceae. The record is from RefSeq and is a predicted model, not a curated record. Bases 281 to 1363 code for a protein of 360 amino acids. The transcript has 7 exons.
AUGUCUUCAUUUAUUUAAUGGAUCUUGGAGAAUAUAAGGGAACGAAAGCUUGACGGCAAGGGAACGAAUAAAGUACGAUGGAGUCCUUUCUUCUACUGGGGACGGGGAGCGGGGGGUCUUCAUUUUUUUUUUUUAAAACCUUCGGCUCUCAGUAGGGACAAAAUUCAAUUCGCUUUUCAUUCUUCCCUUCGCGCUUUUAUUUUAUAGAGAGAAACAGAGGACAAGAGAAGAGGAGAGGAGAGGAGAUACCAUCUGUCGCCUCUCUUCUCUCAUCAGUCUCAUGGAGCUUCCGGUGAUAGAUCUGGCCCCUUACCUGGACUUCGUUGCUUCGUCGGAUGAGCAUUCAAGCCUCGACCCGAAACUGAGAAGUCUCUGCGAAGAGGUGAGCCGGAGCCUGAGGGAGACCGGAGCCCUUCUCGUCAAGGAUCCGAGAUGUUCCGCCGAAGACAACGAUCGCUUCAUCGAUAUGAUGGAGAAGUAUUUCCAGCGUCCCGAUGACUUCAAGCGCCUUCAAGAGCGUCCCCACCUUCACUACCAGGUUGGGGUAACACCUGAAGGAGUUGAAGUUCCACGCAGUCUGGUUGAUGAAGAAAUGCAGGGAAAACUACGAGCAAUGCCGAAGGAGUUUCAACCAUCCAUCCCCAUAGGACCAGAUCCUAAGUGGCGAUACAUGUGGAGAGUGGGUCCUCGACCAUCAGAGACCCGUUUUCAGGAACUAAAUUCUGAGCCUGUUGUUCCGGAGGGAUUUCCGGAAUGGAAAGAUACAAUGAACUCUUGGGGAUACAAAAUGAUAUCUGCAAUUGAGGCUGUGGCUGACAUGGCAGCAAUUGGGUUUGGCUUGCCCAAGGAUGCCUUCACAUCUCUUAUGAAGCAGGGACCACAUCUGCUUGCUCCAACAGGCAGUGACCUUGAACGACAUGGCCAGGAGGGAACUGUGUUUGCAGGAUAUCACUAUGACCUUAACUUUCUGACAAUUCAUGGUAGAAGUAGAUUCCCUGGUCUAAAUAUUUGGCUAAGAAAUGGGCAAAAAGUAGAAGUGAAGGUUCCAAUAGGAUGCCUUCUCAUUCAGACGGGAAAGCAGAUAGAAUGGUUGACUGCAGGGGAUUGCAUGGCUGGCAUGCAUGAAGUUGUUGUUACUAAUAGGACAAUUGAUGCAAUUAAUUCGGCAUGUCAACAAAAUCGCAGUCUAUGGAGAGUAUCCUCAACUUGUUUUGCCCACAUAGCAUCCGAUGCUGUGCUAAAGCCUUUAGGCCAUUUUUCUGAGUUUCCACAUGCUUACAAGUAUCCGCCUAUUUGUACGGGAGACUAUGUUGAACAAGAGCUUGCGGUUAUCAAUCUCAAAGGAAGUAAAGGGAAUACUUGAUAACUGGUAAACAGAAAUCCUCCAUUGUUUCUCUAAUGAAGCGAGCAGCAUAUUGAGGGUGUUCAAUGACACAAAUUCCCUUGCUCAAGGCUGAAAAAAUAGCAUAUUAUUUUUGUCAGCCAGAAAUACCAUCUGGAACAUAUUUAAGCCCCUACGUAUUUCUAAUUUGAUCGUUCUUGGUUGUUUCUGAACAUAAAAUGUGACAAUAUGUUUGGAUAAGUUGUAAUCAUACACAUUGAAAUUUUUAUGGAACUUCAAAAUUUCUAGUAGA